CAACCCAACUCACCACUUCAAUCCAUUUGAUCAUUUCAACUUUUCAACAUGGCAUUACUCAACACCAGAUCAGUCUUAAUGGCUUCACGCCUACAAUCUCAAUCUAUCAGAUCAUUCUCUUCUACUCCUCUUGCUCACGAAACCUUGAGAGAAAUCGAAUCUAGAUUAAAAUCAGUUCGUAACAUUGGAAAAAUUACUAAAUCCAUGAAAAUGAUUGCAACUACUAAACUUAAUAAAGCUCAAAGAGCCAUGAACGACGCAAAAGCUUAUGGUGCAGCUAAUGGAAUCGUCUUUAAAGAAUCUGAAGCUGGAUCCGAUUCAAGUAACCAGAACACUGAAGCCGGUAAAACUUUAUACAUCGUCGUUAGUAGUGAUAAAGGUUUAUGUGGUGGUAUUCAUUCUAGUGUAGCUAAGAAAGCUAGAAACGAACUAGGUGUAGGAAGUGAAGCUCAGAUUGUAGUAGUAGGUGAUAAACCAAAGGCUCAAUUAAGUAGAAUGUUACCCAAGAAUAUCGCUUUAUCAUUCAAUCAAAUCGGUAAAGAAGUACCUACCUUUGCGGAUGCAUGCGUGAUUGCUGAUCUCAUUGAAGAAAAGAAGUAUGAUUUUGAAAAGGUGAAAUUGAUUCAUAAUCGUUGGAUCAGUGCCUUGAGUUAUGAAUCUACCAUCUUAGAGGUUUAUAAUGCAGAUGCAUUAAAGCUGGCUCCAAAGUUUGCGGCAUAUGAAGUUGAAGAUGAUCAACUUGUAAAAGAUUUAGCUUCAUUUGCUUUAACUAACGCAAUCUUUACUGCAUUAGUGGAAGGUUAUGCAACUGAGAUUUCGGCCAGAAGAAAUGCCAUGGAUAAUGCGACAACUAAUUCUCAAACGGUCAUUGGUGGUUUACAAAUGAAGUUUAACAGGAUGAGACAAUCUAAGAUCACCAAUGAUCUGGUAGAUAUCAUCACUGGUGCUAAUGCACUUUAGAAUCAAAUCAAAUAUCGUAACAAAAAAGUAUUAGGUUGAGAAAUGUUUUUAGAUCUAUUUUGAAUUUGUAUCGAAUGUUUUCUAAACGAUCUAUAAAUCUGAAUCUUUAUUCAAAUCUUGACUCAAGCUUAAAUGCUCUUCUCGUUUUGAUUAGAGAUGAUGAAUUGAGUUUAAAAAAACUCAAAGCGAGGGGUGAUAUCGAGGUGUUUUUUUAAUGAAAAAGUUAUAUAUCAUCUUAUCCCUGAUAUAUAUAUUCUCAAUCAUUUUACACUAGAUCGAAUUACAAAAGUUUCAAGAUAUCACGCUUAUACAUAUCAUCCCUUCCCAUCUUUGGCUUCAACAAACCUAAACUUUUUUUUGAAGAAUUGGAUUCAUUUAUACCUAUCAUCUCUGAGGGGAAAGUUUACAAACCGAAUUCAUGAGUGAUUCAAAAUCUUUCUUUUUUCAUCAAUUUCUGUUUUGGAAUGUGGGAACACAUGUUGUGAGAUGGAAAUCUUACAUGAUCAAUGGGUUUUAGUUGAUCAUACCAAUUUCGGUAUUGUUUCAUGUGAGAUAGAAUGAUUUAUAUAAAGUUGAAUGAGCACUCAUGAGUACAUAGCGGUUUAAAGUAUCUGUACUUUAAAGGAUCGUAUCCAAAUAGGAUAAAAGAGAUGAUGGGUAUAAAUACAAAUCCAAGAUGAAGUUGUGAAAGAAUUGUAAUUUGAAAAAAUCUGAGUUUUCUUAUCAUCUGAAUCCCCUGAUGGUUGUGUUCCUAAUACCAAUAGGAGGGUUUGAAAAUUUAAAUCAACUUCAAUAAUUUCUUCAGUGGAAAGUGGAUUCUUGAUUCUGAGAUUCUUCUUAAGUCCCAUUGUAAAUUCAAAACAGUCAAUUAUGAGUAAAGGUUAAAGACUACAUACAUUUCUAAAUUUUCAAGGAAGUUAAACAUAUUUCUUAAUCAGAUCUUUAUAAUCCUCAUGUUUUCUUGUCUCGACUGGCAAGUUAUACCCGCUUUGAUGUUGAACCUAGUAAGAUUACUUCAAUUGAAUCAUUACUUUGUUGGAUUUUUUUAACUUGAAUAGAACUUCAUGUGAAUUAACAAACUUGAGUAUCAAAAGUGAUUUUCUUUUUCACUGGAGAGGGAACUGAAAGAAAACAUGAUCAAGAUGUAGACUCAGCUACAUAUUUCUACUGCGCGGGUGCGGCUGUAGGUUAAGAGACUUUGAAAAGUUGAUAGACUCGGGAUUCAAGAUUUUAAAAGAGCUGUCAUGAAAGUCGACAUGAAUACAUCAGAACUUAAUUAUCCGAUUAGAGAACAUGAAUGAAGUGGAACAAGAUCCGGUUAAGCCUAAGGGAGUAUGCAACUUCCACAUUAUCAUAUCAAAUCAACUUUGUGUAAUUUUUAUUGAGAGAUCAGAAAUGGAUCACAUAUACUUCACAAAGAUUGGAUCUUAGACUGCAUGGAAGAAAAAGUGUGACAAGAGUUUUAUAAGAUCAUCAAAUGUAAGAGAGAGCCAAAAAAAAGGUAGCUCAACGCGUGCCAAACGGAUAAAAUGGAAAAAAAUCAUCCCGAUUACAAUAACUUGUUGGAGAGCUUGCAGAUUGAAAUCGAUGAUGAUUUCAACUUAAGCACAACAAGAUCCUUUACUCGAAUUUUUACAAUGACAUUCACCGCAAGAACACGUACUACUACCACAAACACAAGUAGCAGCAAGAUUUGAGGUACAACUACAACCAGUUUGUUUGUUACAACUACAACCAUCCAAGUUUCCAACUUCACAUGGAGUACAAGCACAAGCUCGGACAGCUCCGUUCUCGAGCUUCACAUCUGGACAACCACAAGCAGGCAUGAUGAUGAUUGAAAGGUUAAGAAGACGUUAAAGUGGUGUAUAAAAAGUGGCAACAAUGUUUACUGGAAGAUAUCGAAGUAUAAGAUGUUAUGAAUGAUUU
Molecule: messenger RNA, 2886 nt
Organism: Melampsora larici-populina 98AG31
Lineage: Eukaryota; Fungi; Basidiomycota; Pucciniomycetes; Pucciniales; Melampsoraceae
Exons: 8
Coding region: 49-960 (303 amino acids)
Biological process (GO): proton motive force-driven ATP synthesis
Molecular function (GO): proton-transporting ATP synthase activity, rotational mechanism
Source: RefSeq, a predicted model, not a curated record